CCGGAAUUUAUUGUGGAUCUCAAAGCACUGCUGACGGCUUUGUCGGGCUCUCUGCAAAGUAGUGGUGCCAUUAUUAUUUCAUUAAGCAGACAAACAAGGAGUACAGAACGAUACCUAAGUUCGCUUAUCAAGAAAAUGAUGGAGUUUUUAGCAGACAGAGCGCCGACGGAGUUAGACCCCGCAGAGUCAAAGAAGAUCGAGUCGUAUGCGAAAGUUAUCUGUGACAGCGAUGGUUAGCUGGGUCAAGUUUCUAGGUCAACAGCAGUUCUUUGCUGAGAAGCACCGAUCAUGCUCUUUAUGUCUCUGAAUUACUUCUUCAAAUGAAUCAGCAACGUGCGUCAUUUGUUUGCUGAUUCUGAGAAAAUUUCUCGCUACUUGAAACAUUCAAGAAAAGGGAAAAUUUGCAUUCACCUGGACGGCAGCGCGAAGCUUUUUCCGGUCACAGAAAAGAGCUAAGGUCGCAGCAUCCUGCGUACAUUAGCUGCCGUAAGGUGGAAUACUCUUGGUUCUGUUAACAAAAAAGAAAAAGAAAACGCAGCUCGCAAAAAAGGGAAACUUAAAGCAUCCAGAGAGAGAGAGAGAUAAAACUAGAGAUGAUCUCUGAGGAAACGUGCCAAGAAUACCGAGCCUCCAAGAUAAGUCAGUGCGAGAGAAAAAAAAAAGAAAGCUGUCAAAACGGAGGGCGGAAUCGGAAACACGAACAAAUAAGAAAUGUUCUAUUUUUUAUGGAAAUUACUUCAAGAAAGAAAGAAAGAUAGAACAGUCAUAGGAAGUUCCAUAAAUAAAUAAAUAAAUAAAUAAAACGGCAAUUACGAAGGGUCGUAGAAAUGUCCCAAGCUGGAAACACGGGAGGGAGGCGGUCGCAGAAAGAGGAGCAAGAAGACACAUCGAGAGUAAAAUAAACGAUAAAAGGAAAGAUGCGGUGGGGGUCGGUGAGGAACAACGAGGUGAGCCCCGAGACGUGAAAAGCUCUCGCAAAUCAGCGCGCUCACCCUCUCCACCACACCUCCUCUCUCCCUCCCUCCCUCCCCUCACGCCCUCUCCCAGUGCGCGGAAGUAGGCUCUCGCCCCCGCGGAGAGCGAAACCCGGCUUCGGAGCAGCGGCCUGUAGCCGGCAUCGCUCCUCCCGCGCUUCGGUCGGCCCCCGGUUCGUUCGGUGAAGAUGCCGUUGCGGACCCGUCCGCACGGACUUGUGCGGGCCAUGUUGUUUCGGUUCCUCUGCGCUUUGGUGCUGCUGGACGCGGGCCCACUCGCGUGGGCCUUCAACGUGGACCUACCUUCGGCCCUCGUGCACCGGGGUCCCAAAGGAUCCAUGUUCGGAUUUGCCGUCACAGUGCACAGGGACCGCGGAUUCAACUUGCUUUUGGUGGGUGCACCGGACGCCCUGGCGGAGCAGCGAAAUGUUCGAGAAGGCGCUGUGUACCGCUGCCGCACCGAGGCGUCCGCCAGAUGCGAGACUGUGUCGUUCGACAGGCUCGGAACCACCGAGGCUCCACUGGGGCGAUACCAGGAGCGGACGGACGACAAGUCCGGCCAAUGGCUCGGCGCCACGCUGCACAGCGCCGGAGAGAAUGGCAGCAUCGUGGCCUGCGCGCCCCGCUACGUGUACUUCUCGGUGAACCAGAGGCGGCGUGAGCCCGUGGGCACGUGCUUCGUGUGGCGCAGCUCCGUCGCCGGCUUCAAGGAAUACUCGCCCUGCAAGACGUCCGCCUGGGGUUACCACAGGCAAGGAUACUGUCAAGCCGGAUUCUCCGCGGCUAUUUCCAAGGAUAAUCGUCGCUUGUACAUUGGAGCCCCAGGAAGCUGGUACUGGCAAGGCCAGGAAUUCAUGCAGGACCUGGUGGACGUGAGCCAGAAGUUCAACACGUCUGAGUCACCUUCCUCGGAUGACGACAGCUUUCUCGGCUAUUCCACCGCCGUGGGCAAGUUCUCCGGUGGAAACGACUACGAUGUGGCUGUCGGUAUACCCCGUGGCGAAAGCCUCUCCGGCAAGGUAGCCCUGUACACCAGCCAGUUCCGGUCUCUGGGCAACCUGACGGGAGACCAGAUGGGCGCCUACUUCGGCUACGCGCUGGCCACGGUGGACCUCAACGGAGACGGGCUGGAUGACCUGGUUGUGGGCGCUCCCCUUUACACGGCACUCGACCUCAAGGAUGGCAGCUACGAAAGGGGUCGCGUGCACGUCUACCUGCAGAAGGCGACGAAAAAGCUGGAACGCGCAACAUUUCUGGACGGUGAUCAAACAAAAGGACGCUUCGGCAUGUCUCUUUGCUCUUUGGGCGACCUGGACCGCGAUGGUUAUCAAGAUUUCGCCGUGGGUGCCCCUUACGCUGGACCGGACUCCCGAGGCGCCGUGUACAUCUUCUUGGGCGGGCCUCACGGCAAGCCGUCCGCUCCCUCCCAGGUGAUCUCUGCCGAGGAGAUCACGCGGGGCAUCAGCACAUUCGGCUUCUCUCUCGCCGGAGGACUCGACAUGGACGGCAACGAGUAUCCCGAUCUGCUGGUUGGAGCGUACGAAUCGGAUGCUGCGGUGUAUCUUCGGAGCCGCCCCGUGGUGGAUCUGCAGGCGACGCUCAAUAUCGACGGCGACAACAUCGACCUCGAGGACACCAACUGCACCCUCAGGGACGGCACAAGGGUGCCAUGUUACGUCAUGACUGUAUGUUUACAGUACAGUGGCUUGGGUGCGGCGCCUUCAAUAGCGGUCUCGUACGAGCUGGCGCUGGACACGGAACGCAAAGGACCCGCGCGCGCCUUUUUGCUCGAGCAGCAGAACAGCCUGGUGCGCAACAGGACCGUCCGGCUCGCCAAGGACACGCCGUACUGCAACUCGGAGAGAGCCUACGUCCUUAAAACUAUUCGGGACAAGCUGACACCGAUCACAAUGCGGCUGCGCACGGAGCUCAUCCAGACUGUGAGGUCUCAGUCGCUUCUCAUGCCUGUGCUUAACGGUAGCAGGCCCGCCAACGUCACGAAGGACGUCCAAAUCCGGAAAAACUGUGGCGGUGACGGCGUAUGUGUUCCAGAUCUAAAGCUGAGGGUUACGCCCAACAUGGAAGAGUUCCUGAUCGGCAGCACGGGUAACGUAGAGCUCUCGGUCGCCAUUGACAACCGCGGUGAGGAUGCCUUCGAGGCCAUGAUGUUCGUCGCCAUCCCGCCGGACCUCAACUACGUCAAGGUCGACAAAGGCAAGCUGGAUUCGGUGACGUGUGGCGGGGCGCUGAAGCAGGCGUCGGGUGAGAGCCAUCUGGCGUGCGACGUACAGAACCCGCUCCCUGCGGGGAAGAAAGUGCGCUUCAAGGUCAUCCUGGCCCCAGCCAGGCUCGUGCCCACCGCGGCCGAGCUCAACAUCACCGUGCAAGUGAACAGCACCAACCCCGAAGUAGAAGCGGCCUCCAAGGACAACAGCCUCGUUGUUCGACUUCCGGUCACAGUCAAAGUCAACAUGACUGCCAGAGGGACUUCGUUCCCAGCCGAAGUGUACCUCAACAUGUCUCUCAUCGAGGACAAGGAGGUUCAAACUUCGGCUGACAUCGGACCGCCGGUCAAGCACGUUUACGAGCUGAUCAACCGUGGCCCGAGCGUGGUGCAAGAGGCCGACGUGUACCUGGUGUGGCCGACGCACAACGUGCACGACCAGCCGCUGCUGUACCUGCUCGAGCCUCCCACGGUUCAGGGCCCCGGCAACGCGGCCAAACGGAGACCCUGCGACGUCAUCUCGCCUGAGGCACCUGGCGAAGCCGUCGACCCUAGGCGUCUAGCGGGUUCAUCGAGAAGGCCCAGGGACACUUCUUCGGCUGCGGUCCGGGUGCACCGUGAUAUCAGGGACAACGAACUGGAAUCUGAAUUGGGCUGCGGCGAGCUGCCCCGCUGCGCCGUGUUCCGCUGCCCCCUGGGCGGCUCGCUGUCGGCGGGCGACCGGGCCGUCGUCAGCGCCGAGUCUCGCCUGUGGCAGCGCACGGCGGCCGCCAUGGGCCAGGAGCGGCUGCGGGUCUCCUCGAAGCUGGUGGCGCGCGUCGCCUCCCUCCAGUACGGCCUGGCGCCGGACAACGUGCCCCUCACGCAGCACUUCGUCUCCACAGAGGUCGUGGUGGAAGGCAUUGGCACGCCGGGCCGGGGUCUCGAGUGGUGGAUCAUCCUGCUGGCCGUUCUCGGAGGCCUGCUGCUGCUCGGCCUGCUCGCGCUGCUACUGUGGAAGUUGGGCUUCUUCAAGAGAAAAAGGCCGCAGGACCAGGAACCCCUCAACCCACCGGAGAAGAAUGGCUAUCGACUGGCCCAGGGUGACGAAGCCCUGUGAUUUGGCGGCAACCGUCGAACUCGAUCCGUACAUGGUUCACAAGAAGGCGACGACGGGCGGUCUUGUCAGGGUCUUUCAAAGGACCUCGGCCUGUAUUAUCUCCGGCAACUGAAUUCAGUGCCUGCUGCCCCGACACUGAGACAGCGCGUACUGCAAUCUUCAUGCGCGACUGUAGGCUGGAGCGGUGUCAGAGUGCCUCUGAAUGGCUAUCGGAACAAAUACGAUUGCUUCUGCCAAGAACUACCGCUAGUUUUACAUUAAUACUGUUAAACAAACUGCAGUUGCACUUGGCUGAAUGACCCGAAGCAAAAAUAAAACCGAGAAAAUGUCUAAUUUUGAAGAAUAGGAAGAAGGGUCCCUAUAGGCGCGUACGCUUUGAAGUUGAAAUACGUCACGACUUCUCCGUUUUAAGAAGAGGUUACGUGGUUCAAAUAAAGUGCGUGAGUCAAUGUGUGUUAUAAAUGAGACAAAGGCAAGCAUUUAAUGCAUUUCGUAGGGAUUUGAGGGCUUUAUUCGGGCCAGAUAAAAAAAAAAGCAAAUUGUACCGCAUUCGAUAAAAAGUCGCAGAACGCCUCGAGCUAUAGCCCAAGGGCAAGCUGGCUAACAUUCCUUCGAUUACCUCCGAAGGCGACAUUGGGUUUUUAAUUAUUGCGAAGGAACAGAGAUUUCUUAUUUCCGGUUCCUCACAAACAGGAAUGCAAUAUCUUAUGAUUUUAGUUUUCAUGCCCUGUCCCUAUAUUGGCAAAGGCAAACAUUUAUUUAAAUAAUUUCCUCGUUCUCUGAAGAGAUGCACGAAACGUAAAGCUUGACAGCUUAGCUUGCAGUAUAAAAAGAUAUCCUCCGUUCAUCUCGAUUUCCAGCCAGGCUAACGCUAGCGGGAACGCUCUUAUGUUUUCAACCAUGCUAGCAGACGAAAAUCGAAAUCUUUCAAGUCAGUAAAUUUUAGUAGAUCCGUGUGAAAGAGGCAAUCAAAUGCCAGAUAAAAAAGUAGGAAGGAUCAGCGUUGGUACUCUUGAGCUCUGCAGGCCGUUUUUUAUAUCGUCAUUGUUAUAAUUUUGUUUUCUCUAUCAAACUAUGUUUUGUGCUUCGUUCAUGAUACUUUCUCACUCAUUUCUGGACGUGUCCAUUUUAACACAGCUUCAUGUCAGAGCCCAAAAUUACGAUGUGCUAGCUGUGUGAUCGAUCGGAGCUUGCGCAAUGGCGACCAUACAAGGUCUGUCCGACUGUAGAACCACGUGGUUUAUGGACAGACCAGGAAGGUGCAUUUAUCAUCAUUAACGUCAAGUGAAUGAGACUGCUUUUCGGAAAGUUGUGCCGGCGCUGGUGCAAUAAGUGCGGCAGGGCCUCUCAAGCACGCUGUGGCUUGGCAGCAGAUCUCAUGAUUCGUGUUGUGCGCGCUUUCUAUUUAUUGGGCUGUUAUCGACCGGGAGUGAGUUUUCCGACCGAAAAGGCCCGGCUGACACUGCCGUCAUGGCUCAAAAUAAAACAGUUUUGUUCGUU
Molecule: messenger RNA, 5797 nt
Organism: Dermacentor andersoni
Lineage: Eukaryota; Metazoa; Arthropoda; Arachnida; Ixodida; Ixodidae
Source: RefSeq, a predicted model, not a curated record